ACAAAAUAUUUUACUAUAUAAUGGAGGCAUGGGAGAGCUGCAACUGUAAACUCUUGAUGAUGUUUGUAUGUUUAGGGCAGCACAGAGACGACAUUUAAGCUGGCCAUGGAGGCUGUGAAGGAUAUCACCAGUCAGAGAGGUGCAGUCCCAGCAUGGGGGACAGCCCAGCACCACACAGAGGCAUGAGAACUGCAUGGUUUAUACAGAAUGGCAAGUGUAGCUCUGUGGCUGAGAAGCAAGGUUUUAAAAGCCUGGAGGAUGGAGGCUGGCAUUCUGCUGAGCAUCAGUCGGCACUACAGGUCACAGCCCACGCAUGGCAUUGGAAGAUACAAGCACCUAGUUAAAGCACAAGAGCUCUGACUGCAGUGCUGUCAUGAUGAGAAGUCUGGAUCGCUGCAUUUGGCCUCGGGUAUGCAGGAGACCCUCUGCAGGAGACCCAAACCCCUGCACCUUGAUGCCCAGGAAGAAGAGGGGAAAAGUGGAAGUGAGACCCAUUAAUUUGGGGACAGAUUAUGAAUACGGGGUUUUAAACAUUCACCUGAUUGCAUACGAUAUGGCCCUGGCAGAGAGUUAUGCCCAGUAUGUUCACAACCUCUGCAACCAUCUCUCCAUUAAAGUCGAGGAAAGUUAUGCGAUGCCCACCAAAACCGUGGAGGUGUUGCAGUUGCAGGACCAAGGCAGGAAAAUGCUCCUGGACUCAGUUCUUACCACCCAUGAGCGAGUGGUUCAGAUCAGCGGUUUGAGUGCUACAUUUGCAGAGAUUUUCUUGGAAAUAAUCCAAAGCAAUCUUCCUGAAGGAGUCAAACUGUCAGUGAAGGAGCACACUGAAGAAGACUUCAAAGGAAGGUUCAAAGCUCGGCCAGAACUGGAAGAACUGCUAGCCAAGUUGAACUAGCUCACUGUAGACCCUUUCAUGCCAGCACUGGUGACACUGAGUGGCAAUGGAAAGAGCUUCCUGGGUGGCCAAAGUUAAGAAGGAGACCCUGACCCUCAAUAUCAUAAGUACCCAUCUCCACAGCCAGGAGUGCCUCCUCUCCUCUGUGAAGGAGUGCUUGCCGACUGUCACCACGUUCCUUUGAGCCAACCCUAGGUACCUUCCAUCUAAUAAAAAUCUGCUAAUGAUG
Orcinus orca (killer whale) is the source of this 1124-nucleotide messenger RNA. It is a transcript of the gene MRPL48, whose product is annotated as mitochondrial ribosomal protein L48. The transcript has 7 exons. The record is from RefSeq and is a predicted model, not a curated record. Lineage: Eukaryota; Metazoa; Chordata; Mammalia; Artiodactyla; Delphinidae. The coding region runs from base 374 to 895 and encodes 173 amino acids. Gene Ontology annotation, cellular component: mitochondrial ribosome.